AUGCUCAGCUUUCUUUUCAAGAGGGGCUCACAAAGUCCCGUCGGCUACAGAGCUCUGGAGGUUUCUCUGAGCCGAGAAUGUCACAUCUCCGAACACGAUGAGGCGCCCAGACUGCCCGAGAUGCCGGCCACCCUGGAGUCCACCCUCAAGCCCAAGCAGGGUCAGGUGUGCUUCGAUGUGGAGGCUGCGCAGGAGGACGGGGUCCGCUCCGCCGAAGCGAGCGUGCACAAGAAAGCCUUCAUCCGAAUGUCUAAGAAGAUCAUGUCGCAGCGCAGCUACAGCGUGAACUUCAACAUUGCUGCCAGCGGGUUGCUUGAUGAUGAUGAUGGCGACGGUGAGCAGGAGGGCAAAAACGAUGAUGACGAGCAGGAGAAUUUCAAAGGAAUGCUCAAGGGCUUUUUCAAGCACUUGGUGGUCGUUCCUGAGCUCAGUGAGGCUUUAAAGGCCAAAGGCUUUGUUCACUGGGUGGAGGUCUGGGAUCUAAGCAUCACUGUGCUGAUUUUUUUGCUUGCGUACUAUCUUCCAUGGAUUCUGGUCUUUUGCACCUGGAAGGAGCUUCCAGCCUUCCACAGGUUGUUAGAGACCAUCAUGAGCCUUGUGUUCACCGUGGACAUGUUUUUGCAGUUCUUCAUUGCUUAUGCCCUUCCCAACAGUCAGCUGUCGCAUGGUCCGUGGCAAAAAGAUCCGUGGAAGAUCAUAUCGAACUAUAUGGGUUUCGAAAGCUCCUUCGGUUGGUUUUGGCUGGACUUGCUAUCAGUGGCGCCUUUCUGGAUGCGGGUCUUAAAUGGCGAUCGCUCCUUUCCCUACAUGGAGCACUUCCAAAUGCUGUGCCUCCUGCGCGUGCUGAAGAUGAUCAGGAUGAUCAACCUGCCGCGGCUCUGGCGCUUCAUGAGUCGCUGGCAAGCCUCCUUGGGGUUUUCCUAUUUGAUUGUAGACUUCUGCAAGUUUAUCUUCAUCCUGACGCUCACGGCCCACCUGUUCGCUUGUGUAUGGGUGGCGAUCGAGGGCAAAGUCACGAGAGGAGUCUUUAGCUACGCCACGGCGGAUAACACCUGGCUCUCGGCCUUGAUUGAGAGCAAGGGCGAUCCUUGCCACCCAUCGGCUGCCAAGGACAGCAUUUGUGUGUACUGGCUGGCCAUGUACUGGGCCGUGAUGACGCUGACCAGUGUUGGCUACGGUGACGUGACACCACAGAACCAACUAGAAUACACGGUCUGUGCCAUCAUGAUGAUGUUCAGCGGCCUGGUGUGGGCAUACAUUGUCGGUAGUGUGGUCUCGUUGAUUCACACCAUGGAUACCUCUGUUGAAUUCAAACAGAACAUGGAUCAAAUGAACGAGAUGAUGGAAUCACGUGGCUUGCCCACUGAAUUGCGCGUGCGAAUGCGGCGUUACAUGCACGAGUGUGUGGUGGCCAGACACCAAACCGCGCAGGUGGCGUUACCCCUUCGGGGGGUCAGGGAGAAGGGCGCAGGAGGAGUUCCACUGAUCAAUGGAUUGGUUUGA
This is a messenger RNA of Cladocopium goreaui, 1503 nucleotides long. The record is from the annotation of a GenBank genome assembly. Lineage: Eukaryota; Dinophyceae; Suessiales; Symbiodiniaceae.